Molecule: messenger RNA, 1797 nt
Organism: Babjeviella inositovora NRRL Y-12698
Lineage: Eukaryota; Fungi; Ascomycota; Pichiomycetes; Serinales
Exons: 1
Coding region: 1-1797 (598 amino acids)
Source: RefSeq, a predicted model, not a curated record
AUGCUAUUGCACGUGGAGAAGAAAACCAAGGACCUUCCUCGUGUUUAUCUGCUAGUGCACUACGACCUCUUCUCAUUACUAGGCCACUUCCAAAUCCACCGUUUACCCACCGAGCUCUUUGAUCUCUACCUUGGAAUCUACGGUCAUUUGAUUGAAGAGUGUUCCGAUGAAGCCCAUUCUGAUUGGGUGUUCAUCAAUGCUGAUUAUUUAAGUAAGAUCUUCGGGGUCUUCUGUAUGGGCUUGAUGAAUUACCACCAUUUACGGACGGCCCAAGUUCCAAAACUUCUAGCGCUUGUCGAAAAGCUAUGCCUAAUGUAUGCGUUAACUCCAGUUUUCCUUGAGAGCUGGUUUCCAUUCCAAUCCGACCCUGAUAUCAUGUUUUAUUUGCAUAAAACUCGUAUUCCAGGCACUAUACCUCUAUCCGGAGGCCCCCAGUAUUUGCCGAUUUAUGAGUUACUAAAGGAGUUUCUAUUUAUAGAUGGGUUUUAUGCGACAGCUCAAUCUGGAAUAGUCAGCUUGUGCCAGGUUACUGGGAGUAGUGCAAUGUUACAAGCUUGGUUUCAGAAAUGUGACUUCCCGGAGGUUAUUCUAACAUGUCUCGUAUCCGGUUUCAACCAAGUCUGUUACAGUGAUUAUUGUUUCCCAGCAUUAAACCAUAAUUUGCAUACAUUUGUACCAGCUUCAAACCCCAAUUUGGCACGUCAUCUAGAGAACCUAAACUUCGUGGUGGAGCUUCAGAGCUCUGUGCAUGAGUCUAGCUUGGUUUGCAGAACUAUUUUAGAUUGCAUGCGACACGAGUACACCGAGGCCAUAGUUGGGUACUUUCAUGCAGCCUUUGACUAUCAGGAACCCAUUCUAGCUUUAGCCUGCUCCUCUAUAACAUAUCUCUGUGAGAUUCCAGGAGGAGAGAGGAUAGCCAUGGCGCAGCUCAACAGCAAGGAGUUUCAAGCGGUGAUAACGGAAUCGAUGGCCCGUGGUAACGUUGUCACCAGCACGGCUGUCUUGAAAAUGUUGAACACAAUCGUUAGAUACUGCAGUGAAGAGGUUGUUCAAUCAGUUUUCUGUCACGACAACAUCAUUCCUUCUCUGCCUCGUGGUUGUAGCAGUUUUGUCACCAGAAAUGUCAUCAGACUCACUCAAUCAGAAAACAUUCCUCAUUCCCAGGUAGCGAACCAUUUGAAAGUAUCCAGAAAGAGGAUAGAACGGCUUAAAGGAAAGAGGGACGGAUUUUCUGCUGGGAUUCUUGUGUUCGAUGAGGAUGCACUCUUUGGGGUAAUAACAAAAUUCUGUUUGGCCAGAUUCUUUUUUAAUCAUAUCCUGGUGAACGUGGAACUCGUGGAGUUGAUCUUGAACAUGCUCUGCUACAAGCAAGGGUCGAUUCUGAACUUCCUUACGCAAGGGUGUGAUGGAGCCACGGAGACGUUUCUUUGUGAAUCUCCUUUCAGUCUGCGGACACACGAAACAUGCGUUUCUUUCCAAAUUACCACUUAUUUGUACGAUUCUUAUGUCCACUACAAACCUACCCUUGGGGAACAUCCUAUCUCAGACUCUACUCCUAUCCGUCAUGCCGUACAUAUUCCACCGCCUGAGUCAGUUUUAAACAAGUUUAACCAAAUCCUAAUUAACGCAGCUACUAAGCCACUUGUGGACGGAAUCAACAAAUGGGGGGAUGCCGAUUCGGGUGAAAGUUUACAGUCCAAUUUACCGUUGAACUUGAAGCUCUUUAAUACGUUUUACCUCAAUUUUUAUUGUUGCACAAAGUUACUCGCACUUAUGAGUGUGUCUUCGGCGUUAUGA